This is a messenger RNA of Callorhinchus milii (elephant shark), 2340 nucleotides long. RefSeq names its product leukocyte elastase inhibitor. Gene Ontology annotation, biological process: negative regulation of endopeptidase activity. The record is from RefSeq and is a predicted model, not a curated record. Gene Ontology annotation, molecular function: serine-type endopeptidase inhibitor activity. The coding region runs from base 186 to 1322 and encodes 378 amino acids. NCBI's taxonomy places the organism in Eukaryota, Metazoa, Chordata, Chondrichthyes, Chimaeriformes, Callorhinchidae. The transcript is spliced from 7 exons.
AGUGGAGGAGUGACCCCUUCAAAAGCGAAAAUGAAACGUUAAAGGGAUCAAAGGCUCUCUCUCUCUCUCACACACACACACACACUCACUCACUCAUCUCUCACUCACUCAUCUCUCACUCACGUUGCAAUCUCAGUGGAAAGAUUUUCGAUUCGGAUUCCAGAAAAGGAUCACAGAUUCAAAUUAUGGAUCCUCUGAAGGCAGCCAUUACCAACUUUUCCCUCGAUCUCUUCAAACACCUGAACAAAGCAGAUAAAACUGGGAAUAUCUUUGUAUCCCCGUUCAGUAUCUCAACUGCUCUGGCUAUGCUGCUUCUCGGUGCCGAAGGCAAUACUGCAGCUCAGAUGGUUAAGGUGCUUCAUUUUAAUAAAGUGAAGGACAUUCAUUCAGAAUUUCAGGCACUGCAGUCUGACAUUGUCAAAUUCAGUGCUCCGUGUCACGUGAAACUGGCGAAUCGUCUCUACGGGGAGGAAAACAUCACCCUGCACUCUAAAUACUUGGAGUCCACUUUAAAAUUCUAUCAGGCAGAAUUUGGCGUUGUCGAUUUUCCAGAUAGAGCAGAAGAAGCCAGAUCGCAGAUCAAUUCCUGGGUGGAGGAGCAGACUGAGGGUAAAAUCCCAAACUUGUUGGCUCAAGGAAUGAUCGAUCAAUUCACCAAACUUGUCCUCGUGAAUGCCAUCUACUUCAAAGGGAGAUGGACAAAGAGUUUUGAUAAAGAAGACACUGAGGAAAGGCUAUUCUUCAUCAGCAAGGAUGAUUCCAAGACCGUGAAUAUGAUGAGCCUGAAAGGAACAUUUAACGUGGCUUAUGUCGAGGAGCUUGAAACCCAAAUCCUAGAGAUCCCUUAUGCUGAGAACAAACUGAGUAUGUUCAUCUUGUUGCCAGAUUCCAUCAAUGAUAACUCUACUGGACUAGAAAAGCUUGAGAAGAGCCUCACGUUCGAUAAAUUGCUGAAAUGGACGAGUGCGGAAAGCUUGAGUUCCUCCACAGUGAAUGUUUAUCUGCCCAGAUUCAAGCUGGAGGAAAGCUAUGAUCUGCAGGCCACACUGUCCAGUAUGGGAAUGUCAGAUGUAUUUGAUGGUGCGAAAGCUGAUUUCUCAAGAAUGACUGGAGAACGGGGUCUCUCACUGACCAAAAUUGUUCACAAAUCUUUUAUAGAGGUGACUGAAGAGGGGACUGAAGCAGCAGCGAGCACAGGGGCUGUUCUGAUGUUCCGUUGCCUCAACUCGGAUGAGUUUGUGGCUGAUCACCCUUUUUUAUUUUUCAUUAGGGAAAGCAAAACCCAAAAUAUUUUAUUUUUUGGCCGAUUCUCAAUCCCUUAGAUCAUUUCUGUUGUACAGUAAAUGACGGUUGGAAAUGCUGGUCAGCCGGGCGCCUGACACAUGCAGAAACCCAUCACCAUGCUUAAGAGUAUGCAAACCAAAGAGCUCCACGCGUCCCACCCAUACAGAGAUAUUUCAUGGAAUGCCCACACUUUCCCUGCAUCACAUUAUUACAGACUGUAUUAAGCUCUGAUUAGGCUUAGGGCUCCGAGAAGGUGCACUGCGGUACAGAGCGUUGGCUCCAGUCUGACAUUCUGUUGUCAGACUUGUCACCUUGGAGCCAGUUCAGCUUCGUGGACCCUGCUUAACUCCCUUCCAAAGAGCUUACUUCAUUGGCAACUUGCUUAAAUGCUUAGCUCAGUUGGUAGCAUUUUCACCUCCUGAGUCAGAAGGUUCUGGAUUCAAACCCACAUUGGGAGUUUGAAUUCAGUCUCGGCUGUCCCUUCAAUACAGUGCUGGGUGAGCAAUUCAUUUUAAAGGUACCAUCCUGUAGAUGAGACAUUUAACUGAGACACAGCUCAGGUGGAUCUUAAAGAUUUUCUGGCACUAUUUGAAUUUUCUCCUGGCCAACAAUCCCCCAAAUAAAAUUGGCUAUUCACUUAAUAGCUGUUUGUUGGGGCACUUCUGUGUGUAGAUGGGCUACCACAUUUACCCUACAAAAAUAAUAGUCACUACACUUACAGUAAUUCCUGUGAAGCACUUUGAGCAGGCUUUAUCACUCCAUCAAAACAUCUUAAAUUGUUCCACAGGAUCUGCUGUAAAGUGUAGUGGCUGUAUUUAUUUGUAUUUGGCAGCCAAUUUGCACACAGUAAUGUCCCACCUUCAUUUCACAAAAUAAACACCAACUUUACUGAAAUCCUGUUAAGCCCUGUAAGACACCAAAAUGAAAGGUCACCCACUUGCCACGUUUGGGUUACAUUUCUGUUUCAAAGUCUACUAUUUCUGAAUGUAUUAUUUAGUGAUUGCACUAUCUAUAUUAAAAGCUAACCAUGAUAAACUGCUCUAAUCUUGUUCAGUA